AUGUUUGACCAGCCAGAAGAAGUGCCCCUUCCACCCGGCUCCCUGGAACCCCAAAUUCCAGAACCGGAUAUUCCCAAUCAACAGGCUCCUCAACCUACGGUUAUGAACCAAACUCCUAUCUACACCCCUCUUCCUCAAUAUGUCUCUCAUCCAAACAUGCUACCGCUAUUGGAAGAUGCCUUCAAAACAAUGACUCUUAUUGGAACUGUCAAGAUUUACAAAGAUGCUCAUUCCAAAUAUCAUGUUGCGUCCGGAUAA
This is a messenger RNA of Caenorhabditis remanei, 258 nucleotides long. RefSeq lists its product as uncharacterized. Lineage: Eukaryota; Metazoa; Nematoda; Chromadorea; Rhabditida; Rhabditidae. The coding region runs from base 1 to 258 and encodes 85 amino acids. The transcript has a single exon. The record is from RefSeq and is a predicted model, not a curated record.